GUUUUUCUCUAAUCAUAUGUUGUGUCAGCAAAUUUUUUCUCGGCUACCACUUUGACCUCACAAACCUUACAAAAUAAAACACUUCCAUCGGUAGAAAAAAUUGAUUCUCCAUAUUAUUGAAUGCAAACGACAAACAUCUGAAGUAUUGGCCUUAGGCAUUUUCAAAAACUUCGUGGAACAAAUAAAACUAAAAUAAACAAAUCUACAAAAAUUACUCGAAUAUGUUAACGAUGAGGUUAAUGUCGCCCGUCGCCAUUGGAUAUUAACUUAAUUUAUUUGUUUAUAACUAUACACACUUUUAAACCGCAACGAUGUACAAGUGAAAAAUUACCACAUAUAUAGAUAUGUUUUAAAAAAUUUUAACUCGAAAACAAAAUUUAAACAUGAACACCAACGGAAGAGGAAUCGUAACGCCAAACAUCGUGUUUGCGGCAGGGGAAGGUUUUGUGAUCAUAUCGCAGGCGACUGGAAUCACUCUGAUGCUAUUUUGUCUGUGCACCAGGCACGACGCGUCCGUGAUAUCGUUGAUCUCUAGGAACGUUUGGUCGUUCGCCAAGAACGCGGUACCCUACGCGAUUAACACGCUGUUGUGCUGGUAUCUGUCGGUGAUGUUCACGAGAAUCAUGGCGUCGAACGACCCGAUAAUGGGGUUUACGUCCGAGCAUUACAUCGCGUCCAAGGUGGCAUUGAACCUCGUGGCGUUCGUCGCUAAAUAUUACAUUCACAAGGUGCAAUCGAUCACCAUGAAAAUCGCGCUGUUUGUUGGCUACCUAAUUCUGAUCGCCACGUCCGAGGCCAUGUGCAACAAGACGCCAGAUCUGAUAACUUCCAAUACCACCGCUGUGAUUCUGUUGUCUUGGCUGAGCGUUCUGAUAUUGGUGGCACCGAUUGACAUCUUUCAACAAUUAUUACUGUCCACAUCGCUGAGCUGGAGGAGAUGUUCAUUGGUGUACGGGCUGACGACCGGAAUGUGUCAGUAUUGGUACAGAACCAUGGUCGGUAAAGACGCGGCGCCGGCGUUCGAUGCGUUUCUCUUGGUGCUAGUGGUCCACGUGCAACUCGUAUGUCUGUGCGUCACAUAUUUUUCAGAAGGCCAAAGAAUGCUGAGGAACAUCGUCGGCGAGGGCGUGUACAAUCCAAUGGCUGAUUCUUUGGAAAUGUACUCCACUGUUGAAUCGAUAAUGCAGCAAUUUACGACGUACGUUAAUUGUACGUUGACCACGUGAACUUAUAUCAACUAUUCACACAAACAAUUUAAACUGCCAAGACGAGAAACUGAACGUUGAAAUUCCGUCUCGCAACAGUUCAAGCCGGAAAACAUGGAUUUUUAAAAAUUCUUUCUAUGCAUACUAAUAUGUCGCAUCCGCGCAUAAUUAGUUCACAGAAUUAGGAUUUUCUGCUUGACU
This is a messenger RNA of Sipha flava (yellow sugarcane aphid), 1406 nucleotides long. RefSeq lists its product as uncharacterized. The transcript is spliced from 2 exons. Lineage: Eukaryota; Metazoa; Arthropoda; Insecta; Hemiptera; Aphididae. The record is from RefSeq and is a predicted model, not a curated record. The coding region runs from base 384 to 1226 and encodes 280 amino acids.